Molecule: messenger RNA, 1427 nt
Organism: Raphanus sativus (radish)
Lineage: Eukaryota; Viridiplantae; Streptophyta; Magnoliopsida; Brassicales; Brassicaceae
Product: putative F-box/kelch-repeat protein At2g29810
Exons: 2
Coding region: 30-1181 (383 amino acids)
Molecular function (GO): protein binding
Source: RefSeq, a predicted model, not a curated record
UUCCGCUUCUGACGGACUUCACAAAGACGAUGUCUCAAGUCCCCGACGCCUCCAACGGCAACGAUCGUAACAAGAAACCGCAAGAAGAAGAAGAAUUAAAGAUAAGCUUCGCCGACAUCCCAUCCGACAUCACCGAGCACUGCCUCGCACUCACCAGAAGAUGCCACUACCCGAACCUCUCCCUCGCCUCCAAAGACCUCCACCGCAUCCUCCGCACACCAGAGCUCUACGAGACGCGCACCACCCUCGGCGUCACCGAACCCAUCCUCUACGCCUCCAUCGGGUUCCCUCCUUUCGAGAGCCCGAGCUGGUACACUCUCCAUGCCGAUGACCACGUUUCUUCACGCCACCUACGCAAGAUCGCGUCGCUCCCUUCCCGGCUCCUUAGCGCCGUCGCCGCCGUCGGAACGGAGAUGUACGUGAUCGGAGGAAGCGUCGGCGGGAAAGCCACGUCGGACGUGGAUCUCAUCGACUUCAGGUUCCACACGAGCCGCUCGCUCCCGAGCAUGAAGAGGACCCGCAGCCGCGCGGUGGCCGGAGCUAUAGACGGGAAGGUUUACGUCAUCGGAGGUUGCAGGAAGAAGUCUGACGAUUGGGUCGAAGCUUUCGACGUCAAGACUCAGACGUGGCGUGAGAUGCCAGGUGUCUUGCCACGUGCUCACUGGGAAGGACAGUUCGUGACGAGCGCUGUUAUGGACGACAAGAUCUUCGUUUUGGACCCGAGUACUUGUUUGGUUUUCGAUCCCAAAGUUGGGGUUUUGGUUGAGUGGGAAGAUGGAGGUGAGCUUAUGAGUCUGUGGCAAGCGUCGUCGUGCGUGGUUGAUGAUAUGUUGUAUAGCGUUGAUCCUGGGCGGUCUCUUAAGUAUCCGAUAGUUGUGUAUGAUCCGAAGGGGGAGGUGAAGAGGUGGAGACCGGUUUACGGUGUGCAUUGGGGGAGAGAUUGGCCGUCUUUUAGCUCUUAUUACGACUCUAAAAUGGCGAAUCUUGGUGGGAAGUUGAUGAUUCUGGUCUGUAAUAAACCCUGGUCUUGCUUUCAGUACGGGAGAAAAGAGGUUUGGUGCGUGGAGAUCGGUUUGGAAAGACACGGAGAUGAGAUGUUUGGGCGUGUGGAAUCGACUAAGCUGGUGCUUGUGUCCGAGAUGUGGCCUUCCAUUGAGCUUUCUCGAACUGUUACUCUUUGAUGAUGCAGGUGAAGGAUCUCCUUUUUUUUUAUUGCAUCUACAGUUUAAGCAGCUUGUUGAUGUGAUGAGAGCAAAAUAUAUAUGAAGCAAAGUGUCUGUCAUCUGAAACCCCAAGUGUGCCAUUCUUUUUAGCUGCCUUUGUAAAUGGAUAAUUCUUGUUGAAAUGCUUAUUUGGUCAUCUGUGUGUUUUACAUAUACAAUAACUCCUCUGCGAGUAAUUACAAUCAGACAAUUUACAAAGGCUAU